Molecule: messenger RNA, 997 nt
Organism: Vicia villosa (hairy vetch)
Lineage: Eukaryota; Viridiplantae; Streptophyta; Magnoliopsida; Fabales; Fabaceae
Product: stem 28 kDa glycoprotein-like
Exons: 3
Coding region: 43-849 (268 amino acids)
Molecular function (GO): acid phosphatase activity
Source: RefSeq, a predicted model, not a curated record
UCACAACCAUAAGCACAUUAAGUUUCAAAACCACUGAUAACAAUGAUGAAGAAUUACAUCCUCCUUUUCUCUUUUGUUACUUUCCUAGCAACCUGUCAUGGUGAUGUUGCAAACCAUGAACACGGUUCAAACUUCAACAUUUUCCCACUCCGAAUGAAAACUGGCCUGGGUGAAGAAUACAUUCCAGAAGUGAUAGCACUGAAAUGUUCUAGCUGGAGACUUGGUGUUGAAACACGCAACAUUAUUAGCUUCAAAGCUAUUCCAAAAGAAUGUGGAGCAUAUAUUAGUAAUUAUUUACAAGGUGACCAAUAUAGAUCUGACUCUAAAACUGUUAACCGUGAAGGUUUUUUCUAUCUUAAGACUCUUAAUCUUAAGGGAGAUGGAAAAGAUGUUUGGGUAUUUGACCUUGAUGACACUGUACUCUCUAAUCUUCCAUAUUAUGUCAAACAUGGAUUUGGGACUGAAUCAGCCAAUGUAACUGCGUUUAAUGAAUGGAUUAACCUUGGAGAAGCACCAGCACUACCAGAGACACUGAAAUUAUACAACAAAUUGUUGGCUGCUGGUGUGAAGAUUGUGUUCUUAUCAGGAAGAUCAUUGAAGCGAAAGGAAAUAACAGAAAAGAACUUGAAACUUGCUGGCUACAACACUUAUGAAAAACUAAUCUUGAAGGAUUUAUCAAUUUAUCGUCGUACGUCAACAAUUACAUACAAAUCAGCUGAGAGGAAGAAGCUUGAGGAAGAAGGUUACAGAAUCAUUGGAAACAGUGGUGAUCAAUGGGGUGAUAUUCUUGGAACCAACACUGGUGCUAGAACUUUCAAGCUCCCAAAUCCACUCUACAUCGUUAAUUAAUUAAGUUUUAAAUAUUUAGCUACUUGAUUAGUGGAUUAAUCAUCUUUUAUUCUAUAUGAAACUUUCGUAUCAUGUAAUAACAUCCAUUUCAAGUUAGCUACUUUCUGUUUCCUAAAAUAAAAGUCCUUCGUUUCUAUGUUGUUUCAAA